CUCAUGAGUGAGCAGCACUAGUCGUGUAUAUCAAUGGCCUCUGUGCCAGUAAUUCCAGACUCUUACAACCAUGUGUUGGCAGAGUUGGAAUGUUUGGAUCCAUUGCUUUCUGCACUCAGGCUGGAUUCCAGUCGUCUGAAGUGCACGUGUAUAGAUGUGUCGAAGAGAUGGCUGGCUCUGGGUAGUUCAGGAGGAGGACUGAACCUUAUCCAGAAAGAUGGUUGGAAGCAAAGACUCUUUCUCACUCAUAAGGAAGGUGCCAUUUCCCGGGUGGCCUGUUGUUUGCAUGAUGAAGACUAUGUUGCUGUUGCCACCAGCCAAGGUCUUGUAGUAGUCUGGGAGCUGAAUCAGGAACGUCGUGGGAAGCCAGAACGGAUUUAUGUUUCCUCUGAGCAUAAGGGCAGAAAAGUCACAGCUCUGUGUUGGGAUACUGCUGCCCUUCGAGUUUUUGUAGGAGAUCAUGUGGGAAAAGUAUCAGCCAUCAAGAUUAACACAUCGAAGCAAGGGAAGGCUGCUGCUACUUUUGUCAUGUUUCCUGUUCAGAUUAUAACCACUGUAGAUUCUCGGGUUGUUCAGCUUGAUUAUUUGGAUGGAAGACUGCUCAUAUCUUCACUCACGCGCACUUAUUUGUGUGAUACUGAGAGAGAGAAGUUUUGGAAAAUUGGUAAUAAAGAGAGAGAUGGAGAAUUUGGAGCGUGUUUCUUCCCUGUUGGAAAAAACAGUGGGAAUCAGCAGCCAUUAAUAUAUUGUGCUCGACCUGGCUCAAGGAUGUGGGAGGUGAACUUUGAUGGGGAAGUGCAAAGCACACAUCAGUUCAAGCAGCUGCUCUCAUCACCACCUCUUCCUGUGGUUACUCUCAGGCAGGAUCCUCAUUACACUGGCUCCAGCUGCUCUCCACAAUCUUUAUCUUUCCCCAAGCUGCUGUAUUUGACUGAGCACUGUGUGGUGACCUGGACAGAAAGAGGCAUUUAUAUUUUUCUUCCCCAAAGCGUUCAAGUCUUACUUUGGAGUGAAGUGAAAGAUAUUCAGGAUAUUGCAGUUUACAAGAGUGAGUUGUUCUGUCUGCAUACAAAUGGAAAAGUUGUGCACCUCUCCCUUCUGCUGGUCGACCGCUGCGUAGAGCGUCUGAUGAGAAGAGGGUUCUGGACCCUUGCUGCCAGGGUCUCUUGUCUCUUCCAAAAUUCAAUUAUUUCUUGCAGAGCAAGAAAAAAUUUACCUCUAGACAAGCUAGAGCACUUGAAGUCUCAGCUGGAUGCCUCAACCCAACAAGAUCUCACUAUGCAACUGGAAGAACUGAUUUCCAAGUUGGAACCUCUAGAUUCCGCAUGCAGCAGUAGAAGAAGCAGUAUUUCAUCUCAUGAAAGCUUCAGUGUCUUGGACUCUGGAAUAUACCGUGUUAUCAGUCGGAGAGGCAGUCAGUCAGAUGAAGAUUCAUGUUCUCUCCACAGUCAAACGUUCUCAGAAGAUGAGAGACUUAAAGAAUUUCCUGCACACCAGGAAGAUGAGCAAGUAGACCUUGACAACGUAUGUCAUGCAUCAGUGGUGGUUGAGGCUGACCGGAAUGAGACAUUUCUCCCAUUCAGUAUUCCUUUGUCAUUUCGUUCCCCAUCUCCUCUCGUCCAAGCUGUCAAAGAAAGUGUUUCCAGCUUUGUGCGCAAAACUACGGAGAAGAUAGGCACACUUCAUAUAAGUCCUGAUGCUAAAGGAAGACAAGAAGCCAAGGAUGAUGAGCAGCUGCCAGAGCUGACUGCUAAUCUGGUAGCAUCUCCCCAGGAAGAGAAAGAGUUAGAAACACAGAGCUGCCAGCUUCCUGAGGAGGACCGUCUAAGAGAUCUCAAGGCUGCAACAGCAGAAGCUUUAGCCAAACUCCAGGAUCCCCAGAUUUUAUUAGAACCUCAGUGUAUGAGAAGGGUUUUACAGGAAUGGCUUGUCUAUCUGGAAGAAAAAUUCAGCAGCAAAGACCAUUCUGCUUUGUCCUCUAAGAAAAGCAAGGCUGUGUGUGCUGAAGAACAGAGGGCAGUCGUGGAGGAAAACCUGCGACUGGGUCCAGCUGACGGAGACCCAGUGGACAAGGAACAGAGUAGUAUUGUGGAAGGCUGCAUUGAAAAGGGAAAUACUGAUGAAACUUGUGUAAGCAAAACUAGGUGUGAAAAUAGUGCUGAUUUGAGGGGACCUUUGGACUGUGGCUUUCAAGUGUCUCCCCUGUGUGUCUUAGAACCGGAUGUUCAGAAAGAUCUCGUGGACUUGACAACACUGUGUUUUGAGCUGCGUGUCUUUCCUUGUGGAAGUGGUGAUGCUGAGGAGGGCUCUGAUGGAAGUCUGCCACUGGCAGCUGUGUGGACCUGUGCUUGUAGGUUUAUGCGAAGAUACUUCUUUCUUUUGGAUUUAAAAAGAGUAAAGCAGUGUAUUAUAACCACAUAUGCAACCAGUCCUAAUGUAUGGGAAACGUACAUCGCAGGGUUGAAAGAACUAACUUGUCACAGUCCAGUGGCUUUAGCAAUGGAGGGUGAAGAUAUGUUGAAAAUACUGAAGCUGCUACAUGACCUGGGGCCGUGGGAUGACAGCCCGCUGUUACUGGUACAUGCUCAAAGGCUUUAUGAAAAAUUUGGGGAAACAGCUCUUCGGCCCUUGAUCAAAUUCUACCCCUCUAUUUUGCCUUCUGAUAUUAAACAGCUUUGCAGGAAUGAUCCAGCUCACUUCUUAGCAUAUUUAGAUAGUCUGGUGAAAUCAAAGCCAGAGGAUAAAAGGCCAUCUCUCCUUAGAUCUCUUCUGCAGCCCGAAUCUCUGCGGUUGGAUUGGUUGUGCUUGGCAGUUUCUCAUGAUGCUCCACAAAGAGCAAAUACUGUGGAUGCAGAAGGAAAUCCCAGGCCACGAUCACAUUUGUUUACUUGGGGCUACAGCCAGCUCAUUCUGCUUUUGAUUAAACUCCCAGCUGAUUUUGCUACAAAAGAGAAGAUGGCUCACAUCUGUAAGUCACACGGAUUUUGGCCUGGAUAUCUUCUUCUCUGUCUGGAGCUGGAUAGAAGAAUAGAAGCCUUUACUAAUAUUGCUCAUUUGGAUGAUUUGAGCCUGUUGAAUGGAGAAGAUGGUUGCAUUCCAGAGACCAUAGAAGAGUGGAAGUUUCUUCUGCAUCUCGCACAAAACCACAGCACAGCCUUGCACCACCAUGGCCAACAGAAUGGGAAUGCCGUCAGCAACGGUGGCACGAGCUGCCCAGACUGCAUCACUGUGGAAAAUGUGGCUCUACUGCUGGCCAGGGCCAUCGGCCCCAAUCGUGCUUUGCCUCUCUUGCAGGAGUGUGGCUUGACACCAGAGUUGUCUGAGAGAUUUUCUGGUGUCUGUGAGAUACUGAGAAUUGCUGAGAAGAGGCAGAGAGCGCUGAUUCAGUCUAUGUUGGAAAGGUGUGACCGGUUUUUGUGGUCUCAGCAAGCAUAGUAAACAACUUUGGAAAACUCUGGGAAUGUUUUUUAAUGUGAUGAUUGUAAAUUAAAGUGCCUCUUAAACUUCACAGGCCCUUAAGGAAACGAACUUCUGUCUAAAAGUUCAGUUAUAUUGAGCCAGUCUUCAUCUGGCAGGUAUCUGACCAGGAACUGUUGACAGUUCUUCCUUAUUCCUUUGGAGAUGAGUUUUGAACUGUAGAACUUAAAUUAAAACAAUACAGUAUUUAUCUUGAAAUUGAGGUCACAGAUUUCCAAGACAAAAAUUCCUGAAUUUAUUUUCUGAGUCUAUGACUUAAGUGUUUAGGGAUAGGAGCCCCUAAGUAUUAAAUUAUGGUAUAUAAAAUUUUUUUGUUUCUUUGUUUGCAAACAUAAGAAACCAUUCCUGGGAAAUAUCUAAGCCCAUACUUGUUUAGCUUUCCUGUAAAUUGCAUUGACCUUUACUGUUGCUGUAGAAGUGUUUGUUACGGUAGCCUUUGUUUUUUUUCUCCCUCUUAAAUUAUACAGACAGAUCUAUUUGAAACACAAUAAUUGAGCCAAGUCUUAAAAUGGGAGGGAAAUACUUUUCGUAGUCAGUUAAUGGUUCAAAGUGCUGAUGAACAGAAAAACUUGUUAAAUGAGCUCACUGUUAAACUACAAGCACAAUAUUUCUAUAUUUCCCAUAUCUGUUUGUGCAGUAUGACUAUAGACAUCAGUUGUGAUAUUCCAACAAACCUCAGGCCAGUGGAAUUAGAAUCAGAGUCAUUUAAGUUGGAAAAGACCCUAAAGAUCCAACUGUUAGCCUAACACUGCCAAGUUCACCACUAAACCAUGUCCGUGAGUGCCACAUCUACACAACCUUUAAAUGCCUCCACAGGGAUGGUGAUUCAACCUGGCAGUCUGUUCCAGUACCUGACAACCCUUUUGGUGCAGAAAUGUUUCCUAAUAUCCAAACGAAAUGUCUUCUGGUGCAAUUUGAGGCCAUUUCCUCUUGUCCUAUCACUUUUUAUUAGGGAAAAAGGAACUUACUCCCACCUGGCUUCAGCCUCAUUUCAGGUAGUCAUAGAGAGUGAUGAGGUCUUCUCUGAGCCUCCUUUUCUCCAGGCUGAACAACUCCACCUCCCUCAGCUACUCCUUAUAGGACUUGUGCUCCAAAUCCUUCAUCAACUCUGUUGCCCUUCUCUGGCCUUGCUCCAGCACCUCAGUGUUUUUCUUGUAGUGAGGGGCCCAGAACUGAACACAGCGCUCAAGGUGUGGCCUCACCAGGGCCGAGUACAGGGGGACAAUCACUGCCCUGGUCCUGCUGGCCACACUAUUCCUGAUACGAUCCAGGAUGCUGAUGCCUUAAAUGGCUGGAAAGAACCCUCUGCCACUCCUUUUUGAGUAUUAGAAAGCAAAGCCAGUCUUUAUUUUCAGCAUCCUGGGUGUGUAGGAAUCGUUUCCACAGUACACACACCAAGUUAGAGAGGUGCUAUAGUUUUGUACUAUUAUAUCUAACAUUACAACAUCUGUUUCUCCCACUUCCCAAAACCGUCCAUCCCAUCACAUCUCCCUCAUCCUACCUUAGACACCAUUCCUGAUGAUGACCCUUUAUCUUCAUCUUGUCUUUCUCUUCCUCAUCUUGUUCCUUGGUCUUUGGCACAGUAGCAUGCCAUCUGGAAUAGUUUCAAGGCUUCUGAACAGCUUUGACUCGUUUAUAUCAAGCAAUGUGCUUGUUACAUCUGUUUUCUGAGUACAUUUUCUACAGAUAAAAUGUUCUUUCCCUUGCUACAAUCUUUGACCAUUGGAAUUCUUGGCAAGAAAUAUUAAACAACAUUUUUAGAAGUCUUGUACAAAGGUACUAACAGGCCAAAGGCACUAGCAAACCAUACCAACAGUGCUAAAAAGCUAUACUAAAAUCUAUAUAAUAUGUAUUUUAAGGCAUUGAUGCCAUUGGCCUUUUUGGCCACCUGGGCACACUGCUGGCUCAUGUUCAGCUGGGUGUCAACUGGCAUCCCCAGGUCUGUUGCUGCCAGGCAGCUUUCUGGCUGCUCUGUACACAGCCUGUAGUGCCAUGUGGGGUUGUGACCCAAGGGCAGGACCCAGCACUUGGCCUUGUUGAACCUCAUCCAGUUGGCCUCAACCCAUCAAUCCAGCCUGUCCAGAUCCCUCUGCAGAGCCUUCCUGCCCUCCAGCUGAUCAACACUCCCACCCAACUUGUCAUCUGCAAACUGACUGAGGGUACCCUUGAUCCCCUUGUCCAGGUCAUUGAUAAAGACAUUAAAUAGGACUGACUCCAGUACUGAGCCCUGGGGAACACCACUUGGGACUGGCCACCAGCUGGAUUUAACUCCAUUUCCUGCCGCUCUCUGGGCCCAACCAUCCAGCCAUUUUUUUGUCCGGUGAACAGUGCACAUGUCCAAACCAUGAGCAGCCAAUUUUUCCAGGAGAGCACUGUGGGAAACUGUGUCAAAAGGUUUUACUGAAGUCCAGGUCAACUUUGGUAAUUCAACAAUUAAUUCUGACAUUUUGGAAAGUGAGAGGGACCACAUGUCUUCUUUUAAUAUUUUUAAAAGCUGAAUGUUUAGAUGAGUAUUUUUAGAUGGAUGCUGUCAAGAAGGAAGUCUUUUUACAUACCUGGUAGAAUAUGAAGAUUAAUAAAAUUACUUGGAUUUUAUAUCUCAUUUACAGAACUAUGCCUUGUACCAGCACUCUGCAUUUAAUGCAUCUUUGAAUAAGUUUCUUUUUAGGCUUCUAGUUUUGACUCUCAUCACUGCCAGACUCACAUUUUUAGCAGAGGGCAAAUGGCAUCUGGUCAGUAUUUGAUUUUCACAAAUGUCAUUUAAGGAAAAAGUUAAUACAUUCAUUGGAACUAAAUUUUAUUAAAAUUGAUAAUAUUGUUAUGAAAGUAUUUCUUUAUAAAGCAUCUUUAUAAUGCUUUUCAUCAAAAUAGGAGUUAGUAAUACAGCUUUCAGCUUUUUCAGAGAUGCAGUCUGACUGUUUCAUCUUGAUGUCAAUAAAGACUUCAUUGUGGAGGGUAGGUUACUUCACUAGACAAAGUUACAGGGAGCCAAUUAGUGUCAGGUUUUCAUCCAUUAAUAGUGUUGCUUGUGGAAAAGCCAAUUCAGAACUAUUUCUCAGAAAGAAACCUUUAAAUCUUUUGGAGUUUAGACUCUGACACUGGAAAUAGAAGGAUCUGUGCCAUCAGAAACACCCCAUGCUCUUACAGUAAGACUUGGAAUGGAAGCCAGGCACCUGCCAGAUGCUGUUGGUGACUGUUCUCCUCCCUGCCAGGUGAGGUGCUGCUGUCUCUCAGUGCCUGUCCUGUUUACUUAACACAGUUCAUACAGCUGUAGCUGAGUGCUCCUGUUGCCUUCCUUGGAGGAAUUUCUGUCUUUCUGAGAAUGUACCUGGCUUAUCUCCAUAUGUAAUGGUUCCAUUUGCUCCUUGUAUUUUGUGUACACAUCAGUCUCUUGCUUACUUCUGUGGAGGUUUUAUACACUUGGUUAACUUUGAGUAUGGGUUGGGCUUUUCUGGUUUUUUUACAAUAAAUCAAUACUUUCUGGUCAGA
This is a messenger RNA of Pseudopipra pipra, 6966 nucleotides long. It is a transcript of the gene HPS5, whose product is annotated as HPS5 biogenesis of lysosomal organelles complex 2 subunit 2. Gene Ontology annotation, biological process: developmental pigmentation. Gene Ontology annotation, molecular function: protein binding. Bases 34 to 3435 code for a protein of 1133 amino acids. The transcript is spliced from 22 exons. NCBI's taxonomy places the organism in Eukaryota, Metazoa, Chordata, Aves, Passeriformes, Pipridae. The record is from RefSeq and is a predicted model, not a curated record. Gene Ontology annotation, cellular component: cytoplasm.